Salmo salar (Atlantic salmon) is the source of this 1763-nucleotide messenger RNA. RefSeq names its product deubiquitinase DESI2. The record is from RefSeq and is a predicted model, not a curated record. Gene Ontology annotation, biological process: protein deubiquitination. Lineage: Eukaryota; Metazoa; Chordata; Actinopteri; Salmoniformes; Salmonidae. Gene Ontology annotation, molecular function: deubiquitinase activity.
UACAAAGCGCUUCACUACAGCCCAACAGUGGCCACCCGUUAUCUGAGAAUUGUGUACAUUUUCAGUUGGAUAUUUUUGUGGGAAAAUACUAUUCAACUUAGAAAAUAGUUCUUAGAAGAUAUUUCAUUUUGAUGUUUGAAUGGCAAUUUCACGCAGAAAAGAUGUACGUUCGCUAACAACUCUAUUUCAUUGCAAACGGUCUCCAGUCAGUACUGUAGCUAUAUUGCCAGCCAGCCGACUGCCUUGCACAGCUGUUUGCUUAUGGAGAAAAUUGCACAACGUUUUCGGAUGCGGGACUACUUGCUGAACUGAAGGUAUAAUUUGCCUGUUUGUACUAUUAACCUAGUAGUUAGCAAGCUAGCUAACUAGAUAAAACAAGUGCAACAAAUAAGUAAAAAUAACUAGUUAGUGUGUGGAUCGGAAAGAAACUGACGAAAGUGCAUCAGGACCGGAAGAAAUUCCCGAUGGCAAACGAGAUGAUAAUUUUGAACGUUUAUGAUAUGUACUGGAUCAACGAGUUCACCUCCAAUCUAGGAAUUGGAGUCUUUCACUCAGGGAUGGAGAUCUACGGCAGAGAGUUUGCCUAUGGAGGACACCAAUAUCCAUUUUCAGGAAUAUUUGAGAUAACUCCAGGGGAUGCCACAGAACUCGGGGAGACAUUCAAAUUCAAAGAGGCCAUUGUUCUGGGCAGCACAGACUUCACUGAGGAGGAUGUGGAGCGCAUCAUGGCGGACCUGGGGAAAGAGUACAAGGGGAACGCCUACCAUCUCAUGCACAAGAACUGUAACCACUUCACCUCAGCCCUGUCGGAGGCCCUGUGUGGCAGGAAGAUCCCUCUCUGGGUGAACCGGCUGGCCUACUUCAGUUCCUGUGUGCCCUUCCUGCAGAGCUGCCUGCCCAUGGAGUGGCUGACCCCGGCUGCCCUGCAGUCCAGCAUCAGCCAGGAUCAGCCAGAGGAUGCCUCUGCCUCCAUAAACUCCAUGCCUUCCCUCUCCCUCUCCUCUCCUUCCCCCUCCAGGCCCAGGGUUCCCCGACAUCAGCCCCACUGACAGGACCAGCCCUGUGUGCAACAUCACCUUCAAUGACAGGCUCUAGCAGGGCCCCUCCUACUGUACUGUACACCACUCUGCCAAUAGACAGGAACCUCACCCUACCUAUCUACUGCCCAUGCCUACUGUGCUCCUGAUGAGACUUGCCAUCCACCAGCUGCAUUGAAGCCCCUCCUAUACUGACUUGACUGGCAGACUGGCUACUGCCUCAGAGUACUGAUGUGUUUUUACACAAAGUAAAACAACAUUCAGAUCAUGUUUUGUGGCAUUUCUUAAUUUUCAAGGCCUUUAUUUUCUAUACUCAGGACUCUGAAAAAUACUUUGAAUAUUGUUCUUUUUUCACUAAUAGCUUCUUUUGCUUUUUCUAACACUUUAGUCAUCACCGAGUGCGUUUGUAAUCCUCUCUUUAAAUAGAGCUUUUGUUUACAACAUGUUUGUGGGUGAGUGUUUUACAACCACCUGGGCCAAACCCUCUCCACACUUUUCUUACGACACACACAGCUGAUGUCUACACCUGUGGCAGCCGUGCCUGAAGAUUUUUACUGUACCUGCUCGUUGAGCUCUGCACUGUUUCUCUAUAGUUGACCUGUUUCUGUCUUUGUCAAGCAGCGGACUCCUUAACCUAGAAUAACUAACACCGUUUUAGAGUCUUCUGUGUAACUGACAAGAUUUGUAUCCCGUUUUUAAAGUUAUUAAAGAAAAAUAUAUGUUAUA